AUGCACGGCCUUGAGAAAAUAGCAACGACGGUGUCUGAUUUGGACUGGCGCUUCAUUGCAUCUACCACAACAGUACUUCUUGUGGGCUACAUUUUCCUCUUCCGCCCCCUACAGAACAUCCUUUUCCAUUCACUCAAGAAGUAUCCCGGCCCCAAACUCUUUGCCAUAUCCUCGAUUCCAUAUGGAUUCUGGUAUAUGACAGGCAAAUGGCAUAACAAAAUACGCCAGUUGCACGCCACGUAUGGGCCAAUCGUCCGCAUUGGGCCAAACGAAUUGUCGUAUGCCUGCCCCGAGGCAUGGGAGGAUAUAUAUGAUCGUUACGUGCCGGCUAAGCGCAAAGAGAAUCCCAAGCCAACGUGGUACUGCAGUCCGGAUGCUCACGAAAUGGUUGGUGCCAACUUGGGUGAUCAUGGUCGCAUGCGUCGCGUCAUGGCACCAGGCUUCACCUAUAGCGCCAUGUGCAAGCAAGAGCCUCUGAUCAAGACACAUGUAGACUUAUUUCUCAGCAAGCUGCAUGACAUCUGCGGUCGAGGAAAAGCGACAAUUAACAUGCUCGAAUGGUUUACUUACUGCACCUUCGACCUCAUCGGGGACUUGUCGUUUGGCGAGCCCUUCGGAUGCAUGGAAAACUCCAUGUUGCACCCGUGGCUGCAGCUUGUUUUUGCAAACAUUUACGUCACGCAUAUAAUCUUGCUUUGCAAGCGUAUUCCCUUCUUCUAUCUCUUUCUUCCUAUCAAAACGACACUACAGUUAUACCGCGAUUUCAACAGACAUGUCCUCCUCUUGCGCCAAGUCGUCGAGCGCAGAUUGGCACUGACAACACCACGCAAUGACUUUAUGGAAAUCCUGUCGUCAAAGCCGAGUAGCACUCUUUACCUUACCAACGAAGAGAUAUUCAAAAAUGCUAUACUGCUCACCGGUGGCGGCGCAGAGACCACUUCCAGUGUCCUCACAGGCAUGGCGUUCAUCCUGACAACCAGGCCUGACGUCAAACAACGUAUCGUCGAAGAACUACGUAAAACUUUCCCAACCGAAGAAGACAUCAACAUGCGAAGCGUGGCGCAGCUGACGUAUACGGGUGCGUUCAUCGAAGAAGCGAUGAGGUACUACCCUCCUGGCCCAAACACGAUGUGGCGCACCACUCCCGCUGGUGGCAAUACGAUCCUUGGUGAUUACAUUCCUGCAAAUACUAUUGUCGGAAUUCCACAUCGCGUCUUGUACCGUAGCGAGGCAUACUGGAAGCACGCAGAUGAGUUUCAUCCCGAACGCUGGCUACCCGAUGGCCAGCGUCCCGCCGAGUUUGACCAGGACCGUCGUGAGGGGUUUCACCCCUUUUCCUAUGGCCCACAUGCCUGCAUCGCCAUGAAUUUUGCAUAUGCUGAGAUGCGUUAUAUCCUUGCUCGAUUCUUGUGGAACUUUGAUAUCCAAGGCACAGAGAAGAGCAAAGGUUGGAUGGACAAUCAGAAGGCGUAUUUGGUGUGGGACAAACCGGGUUUGUUCGUGCACUUGAAACCAAUUGUGAAGGAAGGCGUGGGGGAAUGA
Bipolaris maydis ATCC 48331 is the source of this 1542-nucleotide messenger RNA. RefSeq names its product cytochrome P450. Gene Ontology annotation, molecular function: oxidoreductase activity, acting on paired donors, with incorporation or reduction of molecular oxygen; monooxygenase activity; heme binding. The record is from RefSeq and is a predicted model, not a curated record. Lineage: Eukaryota; Fungi; Ascomycota; Dothideomycetes; Pleosporales; Pleosporaceae.